This is a messenger RNA of Nezara viridula (southern green stink bug), 547 nucleotides long. NCBI's taxonomy places the organism in Eukaryota, Metazoa, Arthropoda, Insecta, Hemiptera, Pentatomidae. The record is from the annotation of a GenBank genome assembly.
CUAGUAUUGAAUGGGCCGUGGUAGAGGCAGGUAGUGAGACUUCCUUUCUUUUACCCUUCUACAGCCGUGUUUAACCAUUGCGCUUGCUGAAACUAAUAUCCAAGGAUGGUGCGUAUGAACGUGUUGAGUGAUGCUUUGAAAUCUAUUAAUAAUGCUGAAAAAAGAGGAAAAAGGCAAGUCCUCAUCAGGCCUUGUUCUAAAGUUAUAAUCAAGUUUCUCACAGUUAUGAUGAAAAAAGGUUACAUUGGCGAAUUUGAAAUUGUUGACGAUCACAGAGCAGGAAAAGUAGUUGUAAAUCUGAAUGGAAGAUUAAACAAAUGUGGAGUAAUUUCACCUAGGUUUGAUGUUCCCAUUGGACAGAUUGAGAAGUGGACGAAUAACCUUCUGCCUUCAAGACAGUUUGGGUAUGUUGUAUUAACAACAAGUGGUGGAAUUAUGGAUCAUGAGGAGGCUAGGCGGAAACAUCUGGGAGGCAAAAUAUUAGGGUUUUUCUUUUAGAUUUUAUAAAAAAUAUAAAAAAUGCGAAAUAAAUUUUUCAUUUCGUUAU